Molecule: messenger RNA, 2129 nt
Organism: Centropristis striata (black sea bass)
Lineage: Eukaryota; Metazoa; Chordata; Actinopteri; Perciformes; Serranidae
Gene: dek
Product: DEK proto-oncogene
Exons: 12
Coding region: 4-1608 (534 amino acids)
Biological process (GO): regulation of double-strand break repair; chromatin organization
Cellular component (GO): nucleus
Molecular function (GO): DNA binding; histone binding
Source: RefSeq, a predicted model, not a curated record
CAGAUGAGGAGCAGCUCCGCUUCACAGCCAGGUAAACUCUCCCCGGCCUCCCCGCCAAACCCUCCCCGGGGAGCAGGCGGACAUUCGCGGACAUCGAUGCGGACUCUGCCGCCUCUCUCCUCCGGGGUGUACUCGGUUGUUUCUCCCUCCGCAGCUGCGGGGAAGCGUGACCUGCCGGAGCUAGCUGCUAGCAGGCAGGAGCUAGCUAGGAUUAAUCAGGCAGGACGAGGCGGUGCAGAUAUGAGUGACGUGGCGGAGGAAGCGAUGGACAGCUCUGCGCUGUCGGAGGAAGAAGUGGAGGACCAGCAGGAGGCGUCGCAGGAAAACCAGUCGAGUCUGAACAAAAGCAGCUCCAAAAUAUCUGCCGCAGGAGAAAUCCUAGAAGGCAAGCGGGCCAAGAAGACAGUGGAGAGGCUCGACUUCCAGGCACCGAAGCAAAAGGAGAAGCUCAAGAUCGGAGAUGGUAGUGGAGAGAAACUCGGGGACAUUCCACGCACCGGCUUCCAGAUCACCAAGACGAAGCCAGCUGACCUGAAACCUCUGCACACCAUCCUGUUCGACAGGCCGGGAAAGAUGGCCACAAUAAAGAAGAACUUGCGUCUGUUUAACGGCUUUCCUUUCGACGCAGACAGCGAACAGUACACCAAAAAACGAGAAAAGCUCCUCAAGAAUUCAAAUUUUACCAGCACCAAACUGAAAGUGGUCUGCGGUGUUCUGGAUCUGGAGAAGAAAGGAACCCACUCAGACCUGGUCGACAGGAUCCUGACUUUCCUCACCGCACCGAAAAACAGCGGCAAGCGUCUGCCCGUGAAGAAAAAGAGAAAAUCAAAGAAGAAACUGUCAGGCGACGACUCUAACGCCAAAACCAAGAAGAAGAGCAAACCCAAACCCAGGAGCUCGUCGUCCAGUCCCAAGAAGUCCAAAACGGGGAGCAAGUCCAAAGCCAUCGUGAUGGACUCCAGCAGCGACGAGGAUGAGGAGGAGGAGGACGAGAAGGUGGGAGCUUCAGCUGAGGCUGAAGGCUCGGACGCAGAGGACAAACCAUCAGAGAAGGAGGAGGACCAGUCUGACAAGUCAGAGGAGUCUGCAGAGGAGGAGGAGGAGGAGGAGGAUGAAGAUGAUGAUGAGUCUCCCAAAUCGAAGUCGAGCAGAGGGAAGUCUGCUUCCAAGAAAUCUGCUCCGGUGAAAAGACAGAGGACGCCAGCGAAGAAGACGGGGCCGCCCAAAAAGAGGGCGAAGAAGGACGAUUCAGACGAGUCCGAGUCCGACGCCGACAGUGAAGCCGACGAGAAGCCCAAAAAGAAGAAAUCAGCUCCGGCCAAACCUGCCGCCAAAACCAAGAAAGCCGACAGUAGCAGCAACAGCAAAACCAACACCAACACAGCAGAGGACAGCUCGGACGACGACGAGCCGCUCAUCAAGAUGAUCAAGAAAGCUCCGACGGACGAGCAGCUGAAGGAGACGGUGCAGAGUCUGCUGAAGGAGGCCGACCUGGAGGAGAUGACCAUGAAGCAGAUCUGCCAGAGGGUGUUUGACACGUAUCCAGACCACGACCUGGCCAGCAAGAAGGACUACAUCAAACAGACCGUCAAGUCUCUCAUCAUAUGAAGAUCUGAAGAAUCGCUGCAGCGAAGGAAAACUUCAGUAGAAAUCACUGAAAAGCUUUUUUUUCUUUUUUUCUUCAUAUCAGUUUGUUUUCAUACGAAACCGUUUUCUACAUGAUUAUGUUGUGUUUUUCUAUUAUUGUGUGUCUGUAUAGAUUUUCAGAGUAACUCCACAGCGGUCAUCACCAUCAAGCAGCUGAUUUAUCAGAUUUAUCGUUCAAAACGUCAACAAAAUCCAUUUAUUUUUCCACUUGAGAGCGAUGAAGGAGACCGACAUGGAAAAGUCCCAGAACUGAUUUUAUUAUCUCAUCUUUGCUUUUGAUUCGCAGGACUUCAGUUUUAACUUCUGGGUGAAUAUCUGUAAAUAUGUUUCUAAGUAGGUGAAGCUAUUUUUGACUAACAGGCGUCAUUCUGUCUAAGAUUCUUUGUUCCCUUUGGCUGUUUUUGGUCGUCAGACAUUAAUUAAUCCUGCUGAGUAAUUGACGUACUGAUGAUUAAAAUUGUACUUUUUUUUUAAAACAAAAA